Daktulosphaira vitifoliae (grape phylloxera) is the source of this 7323-nucleotide messenger RNA. Its product is annotated as probable ATP-dependent helicase PF08_0048. The transcript is spliced from 13 exons. Lineage: Eukaryota; Metazoa; Arthropoda; Insecta; Hemiptera; Phylloxeridae. Gene Ontology annotation, molecular function: ATP-dependent chromatin remodeler activity; ATP binding; ATP hydrolysis activity. Bases 330 to 6884 code for a protein of 2184 amino acids. Gene Ontology annotation, cellular component: nucleus. The record is from RefSeq and is a predicted model, not a curated record.
GACCAGAAGGAGAUUCUGAACUAUGUUUUCUGUAAAUGUAUUGAAUAAAGAAAAUGGACGAAAUUAAUGUAUCUUAAUAAAUUGUUAUACAAUUGUUAAUUAAACUGAUAAGAAUUUAAUUCGGUUUAAAUUUUAUAAAAUGAGUGUUAUCAAAAAAUUAUUGAAAUAUACAUUUCAAAUAAACGAAGAAUACAUUGUUUAAGAUGUUUUGAUAGUACUGUUACGUAGUAUAUUAUUAAAUUUUUCUGUAAAACGAGCCGAAACAAAUAAUUUAAAGUUUUUAAAGACAUACUAUGGGACUACAUUAAAUUACAUUAUCAACUAUUCUCAUGGAUUCUCUUAAUUUAUCUCGCUAUGCUAACAUUACAAUCCAAAGGGUUGAGCCACCUGAAGAAAAACUACCAAUUAAGACUAAUGGAAAUGAGUAUAGUAAAGAUUUUUCUGACAAGGAAGAUAUUGGUGAAACGAAAGAUUUGAACAAAAUUCUUGAAAAGCCUGUACUAUCAAGUGAACCUAGUUCCUCACAAGAUAUACAGCUGUCUAGUAUUAAAUCAGGUAUGGAUGCAGAACCACAUAUAACUUAUGAUGAUAUAAACACAAAUGAAGCCUCAAAGAUUGUUGAUGAUAUGAAAUUGGAACCAGAAAGUCCUAUUCAUGAGUCUUAUAAUGAUGAAGUAAGUGAAGAUCACACUCAUGAAGAAUUAGAAUCAAACUCUAAGAGAAAAUCUGAUAAAGAAAGGGAUGAAAAUGUAGUUUUAAAGAAAGUGAAAAUGACUGAAGAAAAAAGUAGUGAUGAAGAUCCUGAAAAUCAGAUGACCUCUGAAAAACGGCUAACUAAUUUACGAAGAAAUAUUCGUGAGGUUAUGGAUGAAACUAAAUUAGAUGAAGCAACUUUGGCUGCUCAAAGACAAGAAAUGGAGAGGUUAAGACGUGUUCAAGAACAACAACGUCUAAUUAGAGAAGUUCAAAAACAAAUUGCAAUAAAUAAACAAAGUUCAAAAACUCAAGAUCGAGUGAAAACACUUCUUCAAGGCGGCACUACAUCUCUAAUUAAAAAACCUGUUAUACCUACUGAAUCAAAUACAAUAGUAAUUUCUACUGAUUCUGGGUCAUCACAAGAUUUUAAUAAGAAAAUGUUAGAGUAUAUAAAAAAUCAACCUGAAGUAAUAGAUAACUGCAAUGAACCUGAUAAACUAACAUCAAUUGCUUCUAAACUGUUGGAAGCUAGUGAACCUCAUAUGGUUACAUCAUCUGUUUCAAUUGCUCCAGUUAAACCAAUGAAAGUAGCUGAAAUAGUCACUAUAAGUAGUGAAAGUGAAGUAGAUGAACCUAAACAACCUCAAAGUUCAGAUGAUGAUUGUAUAUUGAUUUCUGGAGAUGAAGAAGAAGAAGAAGUACCAGAUGAUGAUGCAAAUAAUAGUGGUAUGCACACUAAUGAUGCUUACAACCAACCAGAUGAUUUAGGACGAGUUUUAAUCAAUGUUGGACAUCCUGAAAAUGAACCAGAUGUAUUUUUAGCUCCUCAAAUAGCGCGAAUUAUUAAACCUCAUCAAAUUGGAGGUGUAAGAUUCAUGUAUGAUAAUGUGGUUGAAUCCCUUGAAAGAUUUAAAACAUCAAGUGGUUUUGGAUGUAUUCUUGCACAUUCAAUGGGGCUAGGAAAAACACUUCAGGUUGUUUCAUUUUGUGAUGUUUUUUUAAGACAUACUCCAGCAAAGCAUGUUUUAUGUAUAAUGCCUAUUAAUACAUUACAAAAUUGGUUAGCUGAAUUUAACAUGUGGUUGCCCGAAGAAACUAAUAAUCAAACAUCUGAAAAUACAAUUAAGAAUGAAGAUAUAAUUUAUAGACAAUUUUCUCUUUUUGUACUAAAUGAUUUUCAUAAAACAAUAUCAGCCAGAGGCAAAGUUAUUCAAAAUUGGCGAAAUGAAGGUGGUGUUUUACUCAUGGGAUAUGAACUUUAUAGACAAUUAACUACUCGAAAAACUAGAAAAAAACGAAAUAAAAAACAAAUUGAUGAAGAUCUAUGUGAUGAAAAACAUAAACCUCUAUUAGAUGAAAUAAAGGAGGCAUUAGUAAAACCUGGCCCAGAUUUAAUUAUAUGUGAUGAAGGACAUCGUAUAAAGAAUAGUCAUGCAUCCACUUCACAAUCUCUUAAAGAAAUAGAAAGUCGUCGGCGAAUUGUUUUAACUGGAUAUCCAUUACAAAAUAACUUACUUGAAUAUUGGUGCAUGGUAGAUUUUGUUCGUCCUAAUUAUUUAGGAUCAAAAACUGAGUUUAGCAAUAUGUUUGAAAGACCAAUACAAAAUGGUCAAUGUAUUGACAGUACACCUCAAGAUAUAAGAUUAAUGAGGUAUAGAGCACAUGUGUUGCAUUCUCUUCUUGAAGGGUUUGUUCAAAGAAGAAGUCAUUCCGUGCUUGAAAAAUCAUUACCUCAAAAAGAGGAGUAUGUUUUGCUUGUACGUUUGACUCCAUUACAGCGUCUAUUAUAUGAUCGUUUUAUGAAUGAAGUUGUAAGAAAAAAGGCUGUUCCUAAUCCUUUAAAGGCUUUUGCUGUGUGCUGCAAAAUUUGGAAUCAUCCUGAUAUUCUUUAUUUUUUUUUAAAAAAACGAUCAUUAGAUGAAGCUGAAAUUGAUUUAGAUCUUGAAGAAGCUGGUACACCCUUAGGAACUCCUCUAGGAGUUACUCCAACAACAUCACCAUCUGCUUUAAAAAGAUCUCGAAAUCGUUCUAAAGGUGGUGGAGUAAAUUCUAAUUCUAAAGAUUUAAAUGUUAAUCGCAAGAAUACAAACAAAGAUGUAUCAAGGAUGCCAGCUGUUGCUACAGUAAUGCCAAAUACUAGCAACAAUCAAAUAUCUCCUACUCAAAAUCGAAAUUCUUUAAUUACAAUUCAUUCAUUACAAAAUAAUCAAGAUGAUGAUUAUUCUCAAAAUGAUUACAGAACAUCAAGAAAUAUUCAAAAUCAACAGUAUCAAAAAUAUAAUCAUAAUAAUUUUUGGAAAGAUAAAGGAGAUUUUUAUCAAGAUAAUUAUCAUCAAAGACAUAAUACUGAAAAAAACCCUCAAUUACAUUAUUCUCAAGAUCCUACAAUAGAAGAAAGAGAAAUUAGAUUAGAUAAUAAUGAUUGUAACCAUUAUAACUUUGUUGAAAAUAAUUUUAGAAAAUCUAAUGAUUUUUAUCAUAAUGUAAUUAAUCAAAACUCUGAUCAAAUUAAUCAAACCGAGUCAUCUUUAAAAAAUCAAGGAUUUUCGAAAGAUAGUUUUAAUUCUAAUCAAGAUAAAUUCAUAAAUACUAGCACAAAUCAUGGAACUCCAUCUAAUUUAACUCCAAACUUUUCUGGAUUACAAUCAAAUAUUAUAUCUAUAUCUAAUCAAAUAUCAGAAACAAAAAAUAGAUACAUUGACAAUCAUGUAUUAUCUAGCAAUAAAAGUGGUAAAACAAACCAAGUAAUAUCCAACUCCAUUAGUCAUGCAGAUACUAACUGUAGAGAUAAUGUAAAUAAGUCUGUUAAUCUUCAGGUAUUUCAUGGUGUUAAAGAUAUAGCAUUUGGUCAAGAAUUUAAUGAUGAAGAAAAUCAAUCUAAUAGUAAUGCUUUAUUUGUAAAUCAACAAAAUAAUUCUUAUAAUAAUGAUGGAUUUUUUUCUGAUUCUAUAAAAAAUAAUAAUCAUAACUUAAAAUUUAAAAAUAUAUUUAAUCCAUCAAAUACAAUUAAAGAAGAGAUAUAUGAAAAUUCAAGUUUGAUUAAACAUGUCGAUGGUGAUAAUUCUAACUUAUCUAUUAAUUUUAAUGAGUUGUUUGAUAAUAAUCAAGUAUUGAUAAAUCAUCAAGAAAUAAAUAGAAAAAAUCAGUGUCAUGAAAAAAACUCUAUUCAAACAAAUAUGUCUAUUCAAGAAGUAGAUAACUGCAGCCAAAGUUUAAUAAAUACACUAAGUCAAUCACCAAAUCAUUCUUGUAUUGAUACUUCUGGAAUGGUAGAUAACAACUCAAUACUAGAUAAUCAUAAAUUGUCUAUGCAUGAUCUUAAUAACCAAAAAAAAAUAUCAGCUAAUAGUCAAAACCAAAAUCACGCUAUAUCACAUUCUCAUAAUGAAAAUAUUACUUUCGAACAAAAAUUUAUAAGUGAACAACAACAACACAAUAAACAAAAUAUAUAUCAAAACUCAGAAAAUCAAAAUUAUUUGACUGUUAAUGAAACAUUUAUGAGUUCAUCAAAUUCAAAUCUCAGUUACAACAAUUACAAUGUCAUUGAAAAUAAUCAAAAUACACCAAAUAUAAACCACAAUUACGGAAGUUUAUUGUCAGAUCAACAAUUUCAAAAUCAAAAUUUAUUAAACGAUCAAAUGUUACAAGAUCAAGAAAUCUUAUUAGCUAAUGAUCAGGCUAUGUUAAGUGUUCUUAAUUCUACAACUGACGUUAAUGAACAAGCUUUAUUGUAUAAUGCCAUGGUUGGCCAAUCUGAUGGUCAUAGUAUACUUGGACUUUUAGAUUCUAAUAUGAUGAGUAACCAAAAUAAUAGUUAUGAACAACCUGUUUAUGGUCCACUACCAUCUAAUAUAAAGCCAGGAUUACCAGGUGGUAUGAAAACUGAUCCUGAUAAUCAAUAUUUCAUUGAUCCAAAAAUACAGCAAAGUCUAGGAAGAGGAGUUUCAGUAAUUCCUUUAGCUAAUAAGCAAAAUGAUAAAAAAUCUUUCACAGAUCAUUAUAAUGUUUCAAAAUUACCCGAACCUUAUAAAAGAUUUAAUAGCUAUUCUUCUGUUUAUCCUUAUGCAUCUAGCUCAAAUACCCCCUUAGGAAGCAUAUCUGAUAUAUUGGACAAUAUACCGGUACCAGAAUGUUCAUAUCAACCAACUGAACGGAAGAAUAUAGUCUCUUGUACAAUGACAAGUCAAGAUGUUAGUUCUUUGAAUACCUUUCAUUCGUUGGAGAAUAAAUCAGCUUAUGGCUACAGUGGAGUCAGAUCAAGUCAAGAAAUUUUUCAGCGUAAAGAUGAAAAAUCAGCACAAUUUCCUAUUGAUUCUAAAGAUUUUAAACCUUCUGAUGAUGCUAAAGAAUUAAAAACAUCAACAUUGUUGGACGACGGAGAAAUUAAAAAUCCAUCUUUAAUCAUAAAAAGUGGUAAAGAAGAACCAGGAAUACCUUAUGAUUGGGCUGUUGAACUUUUUAAAGACUAUAUGCCUGGUAUGAUUGAAGCAUCAGCUAAAAUGUCUUUAUUAUUUGCAAUUGUUGAAGAGUCAAUUAAAAUUGGAGAUCGUGUUUUAUUAUUUAGUCAAUCAUUGUUUACUUUAGACUUAAUCGAAGACUUUUUGCAACGAAAUAAAAUUCCUGGAAAAAAUGAGAAUUGGUGUAGAAAUUAUGAUUAUUAUCGUCUUGAUGGUAGCACUUCAGCAUCUGAAAGAGAAAAACUAAUUAAUGAUUUCAAUAAAUGUAAUUCAGUUCAUUUAUUUUUAGUAUCAACUCGUGCUGGGUCAUUAGGUAUUAAUUUAGUUGGGGCAAACAGAGUUAUAGUUUUUGAUGCCUCUUGGAAUCCAUGCCAUGAUACUCAAGCUGUUUGUAGAGUAUAUCGUUAUGGUCAGAAGAAACCUUGUUUUGUGUAUAGACUUGUAACUGAUAAUUGUUUAGAAAAAAAAAUAUAUGAUAGGCAAAUAAAUAAGCAAGUAAUGGCUGAUCGUGUGGUUGAUGAAUGUAAUCCAGAUGCUCAUUUAUCUAUAAAAGAAGUUACUAAUUUAUGUUGGGAUGAUGGGGAGUCAAAACCUUCAAAAGAUUUUUCAUCUCUUAAAGAUAACUAUGAUGAUUUAGUGAUAAAAUAUAUUGUUGAAAAUUUUAGUUCUGUUCUUACUAAGGAGCCAUUUCAACACGAAUCUUUAUUUGUGGACCGAAAAGAUAAAAAACUAUCACAAGCAGAAAAACGUUUAGCCAAACGAAGCUAUGAAAUGGAGAAAAAAGCAAUAAGUAGACCCAUGUAUUCCUAUUAUGGUCAAAAUACUAAUACAACAAUGUAUAGAAAUCAAACAGGCAAACCAAUGGCAAGUGUGCGUCCUAUGCAAUCUAUGUCUAAUACUUCCACUACAUUAGCCAGUAGACAUAAUUUAAACCGAAGGUGGAUCCCAGCUGAAGUAUGGCAAAAACAAGGAAUGAGUGCUCAAGAAAUGACAUUACCAUUAGAUGUAGUUAUUCCUACAAAUGCUGGUGAUCGAGGUUCAAUAGUACUUAAAGCUGGUCAAAAAGUUAUGGUGUUAAAAAGUCCAAAAGGAAUUUAUAUGCAAUUAGAAUCUGGAAAAAUAAUUGCUAUUCGAACAUCAGCAAAUAGUAAACCUAAUAGUCCUUUAUACCCUGGACAAAAUUUUUUACAGCAAACAUCAUUAGUUCAACAAACAUCUAACUCUAAUUUUAUUAGAUCUCAAUCAAUUGAUACAAAUUAUAAUUCAUCUCCAAAAAAUGAUAACUAUAUUCAACAAUUGCGUAAUCGUUCAAAUUUACUUAGAAAUAAUCCUAAUAUAUCUCUAACGCCUAAACAAAUAACACCAACUAACAAACCUUUACAUUUUCCUGCAUAUUCAACCAAUUCUCAUCAAAUUGCUGCAAAUUCUCAAUCUUUACAGCCUAAGAUGCCAUUUGCUUAUCAACAACCAAAAUUACCUUCAGCUAUUACAGUCACUAAAUAUGACCCCUUAAAUAGUAAACCAACUCAAAUAGGAUUAUCAUCUAAAACACCUGAUCCGUAUUAUAAUCCUAGACAACCUUCAGAAUAUUCUAGAUCAUUUGAUAAGUAUCAAUAUAGUAAUAUAAGUGAGCUACCUAGUAGACUUCCUUUACCUCAAUUUUCAAAUAAUAUCUAUUCCUCACAAAAUACCUCCACUCUUCAAUCACAGUACCAUCAUCCAUCUCAAUAAAAUAAGACAAAGAAAACUAAACAUAUUAAUUUAUAAACAAAAACAUACAUUGAACAUUUUAAAAUUAUUUUUCAUUUUUGUAUAUUUACUGCAUUUAUAAUGAAAAUCUCUAAAAAAAUUUAUUUUUUCUUAUAUGGAAAAAAUAACUUAAAAUAAAACUUGUCAGUAUUUAAUAAUAACAAUUUUUUAACAUUGACUACUAUCAAGCAUUUAUACUUGCAUGUUCCUGUUUCUCAAUAUUUAUUUAUGUAUUAUUUAUAUAAAAUAAUUUUAGGUAAGUUGAACGUAAUGAUAAUUAUGAAUUAUUAUUAUUAUUCUGUGUGAGUAGUAAUCUAAUAAUUUAUAAUAGACUUAUUAAUAUAUCAAUUAUGUUUAUAUUAUUGUUUAGUUUGUGUUUGUUAACAUUGUUAUAUAUAAUUUUUUUUAAUUGUUUAGUAAA